This is a messenger RNA of Polypterus senegalus (gray bichir), 4892 nucleotides long. RefSeq names its product gastrula zinc finger protein XlCGF57.1-like. Bases 133 to 1704 code for a protein of 523 amino acids. The transcript is spliced from 3 exons. Gene Ontology annotation, molecular function: RNA polymerase II cis-regulatory region sequence-specific DNA binding; DNA-binding transcription factor activity, RNA polymerase II-specific. Gene Ontology annotation, biological process: regulation of transcription by RNA polymerase II. NCBI's taxonomy places the organism in Eukaryota, Metazoa, Chordata, Cladistia, Polypteriformes, Polypteridae. The record is from RefSeq and is a predicted model, not a curated record.
CUGAGCCCGACUGAGUUAUUUGGGUCCACCAAGUUCUUUCCAGCACACAUCGAUCCCAGGCCAGACUCCAGACAAUGGCUCUGAUGUUUCAAGAGCAAAGGAGCAGCAGUUGUCAUUUAUUGUAACGGAAAGAUGGACAUGAAAGUGGAGACGUGUGAAGUUGACAUAAAUACCAUGGAGAUAAUGACUGUAAGUGUUAAGGAUGAGGAUUGUGGAAGGGGGUUUGCCCACCCUAAAAAGGGCAUGCUUGGCAUAAAGGAUGAGGAUUGUGAACUGGGGUCAGUGUGCAUCAAAGAAGAGGCAGAGGAGACGUCCGUCAGCACUGAGACGCACAAACCUAAAAGUGUGAAGUCUUUCGACGUCCGGUUGAGUUCAGAAUCAUUAGAACCUGACAGGAAGACAACUGAGGAGAUUUCAUCUACUUGGCCCGAAGAAGAUCAAGCAUCACCUGCACAUCAGUCUGAAGAAAAUUUACAAGACACUGGCACCAUCUGCUUAUCUUCAUUUCCUCUCACAUCCCUGCAGUGUAUAGCAAAACAAACGCCGCAAAAUGAAAAUAUGAAGAUAUUAAUAUCAGGAUCACAGCCUUUGACCCCAACUACUUUGCACUGGAGUUCGCUGUCUGAUUUGAAACUAACCAGGACAGAUAACACGAGCACUCAACCACAGAAGAAAAAUUCAAAUUCUUCCACUUUAAACCUUUCUCUCUGCUCUUCUAAAAAGGACAAACAGAAAUGUAAAUCAAAUGAUAAGCAGAAAAGUUCUACAGGAAUGAAGCUGUCUUGCUGUUCUGAACUUGAACAAUUUGGUGACGAUGGCAGUCCUCAGUUACACACAAAGAUUCCCACUGGUCAGAAGGCAUAUCGCUGUUACGAAUGUGGAAAAGAAUUCACCACCAGUAGCUCUCUUAAGCGGCACACAAGAAUUCACACUGGAGAGAAGCCAUAUUGCUGUUCUGAAUGUGGAAAAGAAUUCACUGCCAGUGGAACUCUUAAGCAGCACACACGAAUCCACACGGGCGAGAAACCAUUUUGUUGUUCUGAGUGUGGUAAACAAUUUGUUUACAAUAGCAGCCUGCAGUUACACACAAGAACUCACACCGGUCAGAAGGCAUAUUGCUGCUAUAAAUGUGGAAAGAAAUUCACCACCAGUGGUUCUCUUAAGCAGCACACGAGGAUUCACACCGGAGAGAAGCCGUAUUGCUGUUUUGAAUGUGGAAAAGAAUUCACCACCAGUGGGAUUCUUAAGCGGCACAUAAGAAUUCACACUGGAGAGAAGCCAUAUUGCUGCUCUGAGUGUGGAAAGGAAUUCACCACUAGUGGUACUCUUAAGCGGCACAGGAGAAUUCACACUGGACAUAAACCGUUUUGCUGUUCUGAAUGUGGCAAACACUUUGUUAACAGUAGCAAUUUUCAGUUACACAAAAGAAUUCACACCGGAAAUAAGCCGUAUUGCUGUUCCGAAUGUGGAAAACAAUUCUUACAAAUUGGCCACCUUAAGACGCACGCAAGAAUUCACACUGGACAGAAGCCAUACUGCUGCUCUGAAUGUGGAAAAGAAUUCUCACAAAUAGGCCACCUUCAGAAGCACACAUUAAUUCAUAAUGGAGAGAAACCACACUGUUGUGCCGAGUGUGGAAAACAAUUCACCACCAGCAGUACUCUCAAGCAACACACAAGAAUUCAUACAGGAGAAAAGUCCUGAUUCACAGGACUAAUGAAAAGAAACUUCCAGGCCUGUGCUGACAUCCUACCAAUUACCAUAAAACAAACAGAAAAAAAAUUAAUUUGGGAACAAAACUGAUGCUACAUUGAGCCUCCUCUUUGAAUUUAAGGGGACAGCAGUGUAACAGAACUGCUGCAACUAAGGAGAGUGGUUCCAUUCUGUUCUGGUAGUAAGCACACCUAGACAUUUUGGAUGACUUAAUCCCAUGAGAAUGUGGCAAAUUAUUUAUUUACAGUGGUGACCCUCAGAAACUCACACAAAUUCAAACUACUAAGAAGAUCUCCUGCUCCAGUCUGUGCAGCUGACCUCCUGGGGGCCUAGCAGAGGGAACCUGAGACUAAAGGACAAACGCCUAACGAGAGACAUAAAGCAGCUUGAUUAUUCCAUUGGAAAAUAUGGAGAACAUACCAGUUGCCACACCAUAGAUGCAUUAUGAACCACACUCCAGACCGAAUCGUGGAAAAUUAGAAUAUGCCGAUUAGUUUGGACCAAUUCUAAUGUACAAAAAACCUGAUGUUUGGAAACUAGACAUCAAUAUAAAAGAAAACGAGUGGAUAAUUGAACUAUCAGUCCACAAAAUGAGGAAUUUCAGCAUUCUGCUAUUCUCUCUACAUAAAUGUAGGAAAAUAAAGCUCAAUAAAGCAUCAUGAGUAAUAGGUGAGGUUUAUUCAAAAAUUUAAAAAAUCAGGAGUAAUCUCUCUUCGACUAUCUCGCAUAUUCAGACAUAGGGAUGAGUCAUUCAUAUAGGUAAACCGAAAAAAAUAGUCAUACAGUAUUAUUAUUUACUGUAUUAUUUUUAAGGGUUCUUUGUUAUUUUAAAAUGUAAAUGAAGCACCUUUCGAAUAUCUGUCUUUGUAACUACGCGUUUAUGUUCAUAUUGAAUUUGAAUAAAAAUGUGCAUUGCUGAGAACCACGAUGUGGAUGCGACAGGUGCAGUUUCCCAUCACCCUUUUGUGACAAGUUCAAUAUACUGUAUGCCUGUUUUAUAGUUACGUAUUUACAAUCUAUGGGUAGUUGGUACACCCACAAGAGCGAAUUUAAUAAAUAUAGUAAUAUAAAUAAAUUAACCAAAAUCACACACACAUUUCUAUUACAAAAGUAAAGGAGAAAAUAAGAAACCCAAAAAUGUUCAAUGUAAAUGUAAUUAAUUGUAACACAUUCAAUCAUCUGAAUUAAAUAAUGAAACAAAACAGACACUACUUUGAACAUAUGUACAAAAGUACCACUUGAUACAUUUUAAAAUGUUUACGGAAAUGGUUCCAAACGUUGCCUCUGAAAUAUUUCUGUGGUGAUGAUAUAUUUAUGUAUUCAAAUUGGUGGUUGGGAUUACCAUUGCUAAAGCAGAUUUAAGUUUAUAUUUGCUGAAAAAUAUAUGUAAGUCACUAUUGUUGAAUAUAUCAAUGUUCAGAUCUCCAAUUACAAUGACUUCUUUGAAAGAGUUCACCUUAUCCAUCAGUGAUUGAAAAGUGGUUUGAAACACAUGUAUUGGGGUGCGAGGAGACUUCUAUUCAGGAACGAUGGUCAUCUCAUCAACGGUUAAAGCAAAUAAUUCAACAUGAUAAUCGUUGCUCUUCUCUGUACUAUGAUGUAUUACAUCAUUCAAACCAUCAAGAUUGUGUUUCACAAAGCAAAUGUGACCUCUCAACAUGUUGAGCAUCACUCCUAAAUAUUACCUUGUAUCCAUCAAGGUCGACGUCUUCGUUUUGAGACGUCAACGUUUCGGUAAAUAUCGGUAUGUCGCUGUUAAAUUACCACUUGUCACUUUUACUCCUUAAAGAUCAUACAUUCUGAGAUGCUACUUUCAAUCCUGUUGUCUUUAAAUACACAGAGUGGCACAUACAAAGUCUUUGCACUUCUUAAUCUGCACAGCUUCUGUGAGCAGGGGUCCUCACUUUUUGACUCUUUUGGUUCCCUAAACUUCCCUACGACGUAGAGUCCUCUGCUACUUGCCACUCGGCUUAAAGCAACAUACAACAAAGGCCGAGUUAUACUCCUUAUUUCAUCAAAAUCCAACACUACUUCUUCAUACAUCUCUCCUUGGCUUUUAUGGAUGGUAACUGUUUCUGCGGGAACAAUUGGAAAUUGAGUUCUCAACGUAUGGUACUGCAGUUUUAUUCGAUAUAUUUAGUGCAACACAUACUUUCCUAUUAGGCACUAAAUUAGAUACAAUUUCAUUGUCAUUGAUGAACAUCUUGUGGACGAUUUCUUGUUUUAUUACAGGCGUUCUUUGCGGAAAAAUCGAACCAAAGAAUCUUUGGUUCUUGACUUCUAUCAUUUUCAAAUGAAUUAACCUUAAUAUUCCACAGGCUCCAUUGACUAGAUGAUCUUCCACGUCAAUAUUGCUGGUUACCACAUAUUUUAUUCUUAUUUUUAAAAUUAAUUAAUGUGGUAGGCCAGUUACUUCACUCAACUUCUUGCACUUAAGUUCUUCCAACACUUUAUCCUUCGUUGUCUAGAACAGUUUCCUUAAAAUUGCAUCUUUCACAGUGGAAACGUACUCUGGGCCGGGAUGAUUUUUUAUAUUCUCUUCAUUGUAAAGGUCCACAAAUUUAUUUUCACCAUACAAUAUGAUAGCAUCCUUCGGAACUGCUGACGCUGACACUUGCCUGGACUUAAUCAAUUCAGUAUUGUUUUUCUUCCAUAUUUCCACGGGCCAUUGUGUUCAGUGUUUCGAUGAACUCAAAUUCAUCCUUUUGACGCAUUAUUUUUUUUCAACUCAUAAAAUCUAAACAGCUCCCACAGUAGAUUCUCCUCUCUUAAUCAUCAUCUUUUCCCAUCUUGUAAAUUGGGAGUCUGUAACUGGUGGUAGUAAUUAGUUCAAAUCCCCGACAACCAAAAUAGAUAUUCCUCCAAGACGGUUGGUUGACGCCCAUUAUCUGUCGCAAACAAGAAUCUACACGACUGAAAAUUGUGCUUGCCACCAUGAAAAUUUCAUCAAUGUCCUUCAACAUCUGCAAUAAGAUGCUGCAGAUGUUCUAUCAGAUGGUUGUGGCGAGCGCCCUCUUCUACUCGGUGGUGUGCUGGGGAAACAGCAUAAAGAAGAAGAACACCUCGCACCUGGACAAACUGUUAAGGUAUGCAGACUCUAUUGUAGAAACAGAGCUGGACAGUUUGACAUCCGUGGCAGAGCGACGGGCACUGAGCAGGCUCUUGUCAAUCAUGGAGAA